UCGAUAUUGGACGACUCACCCCGGCUGAAGUGCCCACUGGAGAAUCACUCCCAGGAGAACGUCGCUGAGAAGCAAUGCUACUCGAUUGAGGUCAAGCGUCUCAUCAAGGGGUUCCACAACCCCGUCUCUACAAGUCUUCGCAUUGACCUCCUUAUCGUUGACGAGGUGCAGACUGGUGUUGGUGCCACCGAAGGCCUAGACUUCUGGUUACUACUUCGGCAACCCCGCUAUACGCCUACCACUGGUUCAACCCCUAGCCCGUGCCCUCAUCAUCCAUGGGAUCUACAUGCGUUUUCGCUCGCCUAUCUGAGAGGUACCCUCAGCACUUUCAGAACCUCCGUGUUCGUCGCUAAGGCAAAGUCUUUCGAUGUCAACAUCGGUGGCUCCUUUCACCAAAAAGUUCAGCACAUGCACCAGGGCCUAUAG
Molecule: messenger RNA, 426 nt
Organism: Penicillium crustosum
Lineage: Eukaryota; Fungi; Ascomycota; Eurotiomycetes; Eurotiales; Aspergillaceae
Exons: 5
Source: RefSeq, a predicted model, not a curated record